This is a messenger RNA of Rubroshorea leprosula, 1687 nucleotides long. The record is from the annotation of a GenBank genome assembly. NCBI's taxonomy places the organism in Eukaryota, Viridiplantae, Streptophyta, Magnoliopsida, Malvales, Dipterocarpaceae.
GCGAAAUAAAUAUUGUUUUUAGCUCCCUUUAAUAGUUUCUUAGGUACCCUUCCCUCUCAAAUCCUGAUUUUUGCAAUUGGAACGGGACCCUAAUGGGAACACAGUUGAAAGCGGUAUCGAUUUCCUCUCCCUGCCGCAAGCGUCUUCUCGCCGACCUUCCCAAGCCCAAUUCGGCAGCGCCGCCGAAUCCUCUGCCGUACAAGAAAACCCGGGAUCUGCCCAAUUUGUCUGAAUGUCAUUCGUGCAACUCUCGAACCGACGUGGCCACAGGCAGAAAUCGUAUUCAAUUUCUGUACAGCGAAUGGCGUAUUGUCCUGCUCUGCAGACGAUGUCUCUCCUGCGUCCAGUCAUCGGAAAUCUGCUCUUACUGUUUCAAGGAAUCGUCCCAAGAUUGUAUUUCUUGCUCCCGGUGUAAGCAUUCCGUUCACAAGACCUGUUUUUUAAAGUACAAAUCUAUUGCCCCUUGGUCGUAUUCUUGUAGUGGGACGGAGUUUGUCGUUUGUGUCGAUUGUUGGGUACCGGAUUACAUUGCCAGGAGAAGAAGGACCUUGAAGAGCUGUAAACCUGGGAAUUCUAGGGUUUUGGAUUCUGGGGACUGCACGCCGUCGUUGCAGGAUGUGGUGAAGGAUGCCAAUUGCGCUGCGGAGGAAAAGGUUGAGGCUGCAGCCAGGGCUAGGGAAUUGGCUGAGAAGAAGGCCGCUGUGGCGAGGCAGGCAGUAGAAUUGGCGAGUAAUGCGUUGAAUUUGGCUGCCAUGACAGGUAGGUAUGAUGAUGAGAAAUUGGCGUUGCAGUUGCAUAGGGCCAUAAAUAGCUCGCCUAGAAUUUCCAAGAAUAGAGAUUUGUGUUCCCUAAGUGUUUCAGAGCCUAGGUUUGCAGUUAGGGCUUUGGAUAAUUUGAAACCUUGCACGAUUGUUUAUAGUAGGCGUCUGAAGAAGGGUGAAUGCCAGAAAUUUUGUGGUGUUGAGCUGCAGACGAAGGAUGGAAGGAGAAGAUGUUUCAGUAAAUUGUUAUAUCCUAGUGAGGUUGACAGUCACACAAAUUUAGAGUCUGAAACUUGUUAUCAUCAGGACAGCUAUACAAUGUUUAAGAGUACACGACCUUUGUUGAAGUAUAGCAGGAGGUAUAAGGGUACACGACUAGAUGGAAAACCAGAUCUCUGUUUGUUGAAGUAUAGUCGUAGGUCUAAGGGUACACAGUCUGUUGAAAAGCCUGAUCAAUGUUUGUUGAAGUAUAGCAGGAAAAAAUCUAGCUCCAAUGCAGUUCUUGAUGUUAAAACCUUGUUUCUUUAGACAAGUUCAAACUUGGAAGUCAAGCUUCAGCAGCUCAAUUACAGAUAUGAAAUCUCUAGCACCCUCCUCAGCUUAAGUACAUUCUUUUUCUUUUCCUCUACGGGCAAGCAGCACAUGGAGAGACCAACCUCAGGGAUAUAGGUAAAAGGAAGAUUUAGUUCCUUCUUGAACUUGGUUUUUGGCCUUUUACUUAGUAUUUUUAUUUCUUAGUUGUAGUUGUGGUGGUUGUUGAAGAAAGGUGUUAUUCCCUGUUUUUCAAUUUCUUUUUUGUUCUACCUUGUAGGUGAGCCAGUUGGAAUGAAUGAUUUGAGUUCUUAUCAAUAAUCUGUUUAUAAGUUUUGUCAAACAGGCAUUUGUGUCAAUUCACAAGUGUUUCAAAGUAAAUAGCCAUGUUGUUA